Molecule: messenger RNA, 2605 nt
Organism: Diaporthe batatas
Lineage: Eukaryota; Fungi; Ascomycota; Sordariomycetes; Diaporthales; Diaporthaceae
Exons: 1
Coding region: 1-1134 (377 amino acids)
Source: RefSeq, a predicted model, not a curated record
AUGACGCCGCCCAAGAACCCCCCAGACCUCGACAGGAUCCUCAAGUUCUGCGCGGCAACGCCCAGGCAGGCCCCCUCACCGCCCCUCCGCAGGGGGGAGGUCUACUGCCUCUCGAGCUUCGCGAGGAGGGCGGAGCAGUGGUACAGGGAGGAGUCAGGCCGGCAGCUGGCCCGGCGCGGCCGCGAGGCCGCGGCCGUGGGGAGGCGGCGGCAGCCGUCGCGGGCCGCAAAGGGGACCCCCCUGGAGCCGGGCGACUACGUCCUCGACCAGGACGAGGUGGACGCGCUCCUGUGCCACUCGGGGUCGGAGACAGCCCCGAGCCCACCACAACCGCCGCCACCCGAAGGCAAGAGACGAAAGGGCCCCACCGGGGAUAACAAAACUAGUAGACGCCGCCUUCCCACGCCGCCAGCUGACGAGGACGACGUCGACGAGGACGAGGAGGAAACAGACGGCGGCCCAAAGCGGGCAAGAGGCAAGACACCCCACCGGCGGCCCAGGACAGGGCAGAGCCCAGAGGAAGCCCGGCUCGGGGACUUCGCGGCGCGGCUGGGCAGGGCGGUCCACGCCAAGCACCGGGAGGUCCGGGCGCGGCACGACCGGGGCGGCGGGGUGCGGCACGAGUGCGCGGCGGGCGGGCGCGGGUGGGGCUGCGUGGACGGGCAGUACUGCGGGCACGGCCUGGUGGACCGGUGCGUGGCGUGGGUGCCCCGGGCCAAGGCGCACCUCCGGGCGCGGGUGCGGUCCGAGAUGGAGGCGUUCUUCUCGUCGUCGCUACCGCCGCCACUGCCCGCGGGCAGCCAUGAUGAUCACGACUGCCAGCAGCGGACCACCACCAACAACAACAACAACAACAACAACAACAACAGCCCGGAGCGCCUCGCCGAGCUGAAGAAGGGUAGGGCCGCGGCGCUCAGGGCCGAGACGAUGCGGCGGGUGGCGGACGCCGAGGCGAGGCUGGGGACGGCCGCCGCCGCCGAGGCCGAGAUGCUCGAGAGCCCGACGCUGGGGCGCUGGCCCGCCGGGUCGGAUGGGUUCCCGCGGGAGGACGUCGGGGCGCUGAGGGUCGAGGUGGCCGGGCUGGCGUUCGCGGUGGACGUGUGUAUCGGGGAGACGCGGGUCUUGAUGCUGUGAUGAUGCCCCCGGUGAAAGGGGGGUGGUUUGGUUUGCCGGCGAGGCCCUGGGCCACCAAGCAGCCAGCCAGCCAGGCCACAGACACAAUUAUGAAGCCUUGACGAAGAAAACGUAGCACGGCAGAGGGCUCGCGCGCGUCUCUCCGUCUUGGUGUCGAGGGUGACGCACCCGCAGGCCCAGCGCGCACCUCGACAUGCUCCAUCAUGGCCCUCCCCAGCACGAGGCCCGCACGAGCAGCUUGGCCACCUCGCCGCGGUGGGCGUCGCAUGGCCUUGGGGAUGAGAGGCUGCACGGCCGCCGCGACCUCUUCGCCGUCGCCCCGUGUAGCCUCCUCCGUCGACUGAGCCGGCGGCCGGGAGGGUGACGAAGAGGCACUUGGCACGUCCCGUUGGCCAGGCUGGUAUGGUAGUACCCAGGGCCCACUAGCACCGGUCCGUGUCCGCGUCCGGAAGGUCAUCAAUUCUCAGGUGACAGCCACUGUGUGCACCGUAUGGGUGUGAGGCAUGAAUAUUGUGCAUGGUGAGCACGGCCAAUCAGGCCCGGCCAGCAUGUACAACAAGUGCCACUUGGACAUCACGCAAUCCAUGAGCUGCGUGAGGGUGUUCCAGUGAUAGAACCCGCCCCGAUAGCAACCAAUAUAGUGCUUGGCUGUGACGCGACGUCGCAUCAGGCUCGAAGGGCAUUGUUCUGGAAACUCGACCGACUCCCGCCAGAUCCUCUGGCCUUGACGAGGCGGGCAGGCGGGAGACGACGGUGAUAGCUGCCGUUUGCCACUCGCGAGGACGGACUGUUUUACACGCUGGACAGCCUGCUACAAUGUGUUCCAUCCCUUGGCGCCGCAUCAAGACGACCCCGUACGGAGUACACAUCAUCCUUGGUCGGAGACGGCAGGACGGCUCCAUGGACGCAUCGCCCAGCAGUCUGCCGGCCCUUUCUCUGAUAUAUCUCGGGCAGUUCACUGUGCAGCACAUGAGCUUUGCCGGAUACGUCUCAUACCGGUCGGCCCCUCCUGACACCUUUCACCGCCUUCAAUGUUAGGCUUCGGGUCAGGACAUUCGUCGUUAGAUCAUGUAAUAAUAGAAGUAAAAAUAAGUUAUUAACAAUAACGACAAGAUAAUGAGACAAGCACUGGUCUACUGUCCAAUUCGUGGGGGUGUGGUGCGCAUCGCGAGCACUUGACCGGGGUCCCACCUAACAAGGUUAUGGGGAUCCUAGGUCACUUAUGACGAGGAUGUCCCGACCGCGGUAUGAAUUCGGCGGAAAUGGCGACUUGAAAGUGACGGCCGUCGGUAGCCCGGCUGUCGCUGCUGCUCGGGCUGGCGGCGCAUACGAGUACUAGCAAAUGUUCAACACAGCAGCGCCCAACGUAGCGUGAUAUGCUUCGACGAACACAGAGGGUGUUGGACGAGGCACCGUCCCGCCCGUCACAGCCACAGCCACAGCCCGCGGCGGUUCAGAGAUGCCGUCGCUG